This is a messenger RNA of Malaya genurostris, 2136 nucleotides long. RefSeq lists its product as uncharacterized. The transcript has 2 exons. The record is from RefSeq and is a predicted model, not a curated record. Lineage: Eukaryota; Metazoa; Arthropoda; Insecta; Diptera; Culicidae. The coding region runs from base 1 to 2136 and encodes 711 amino acids.
AUGACUAGUACACGACAGGCAGUCGUACCUAACCUAGCACCAGUGCAAAAUUUUUUUGCUCACCCACCGGAACAUAUUCACAUGCAAAACAAUUCCGACAAAGCCCGAAUCUGGAAGGAUUGGAUUCAACAGUAUACAUGUUUCGAACAAGCAUCCGGAAUUAAGGACCUACCAGCAGCACGCCAAGUGGGAAUUCUAAUGAAUAGACUUGGUCCAGAUGUCAUCGGAAUAUUCAAAGGCUUGCAGCUAACGGAAGAGGAAAAGAACGACCCGGAGGCUAUCAAAAAAGCUUUUAAUGAUGCAUAUUGUCCAACAGCGAACCCGACAUAUAGUACGUACAUUUUCCUGAAAACGGAUCAACAGCCGGGUGAAAGUUUUGAUGAUUUUCUAAUCAAACUGCGAGCGGCAAUCCGUGAUUGUGAUUUCGGUACAGUACAUGAGGGCAUGGAUAUCAACGAUCGAUUGCUGAAAGACAAAAUCGUCCUCGGAAUUUCCAGCCAAAAGGUACGCGAAAAAUUGUUGAGUGACUCAAAACUAACAUUAGAAAAAGCAAUCCAGAUCUGCAAAGCAAGUGAGAAGACGACUGAAACUUUGAAGGAAAUGGAUGCCGAAAAUCGGGUCUGCAACACUGUUAGAUCGGACGACGAUGAUAAAUUAUUCCUCUGUAAACGCUGUGGCUCGAAACACACUAAAAAAAGUUGUCCAGCCUACAAAAAACAGUGUUCGAAGUGUGAAGGAUUUGGUCAUUUUGCGAAGUGUUGCUUUAAAAUAAGGAAGAAGGAACUAGACAAGAAAAAUCCCAAGGAAAAAACAGCUGCCACAAUACAGAAAAAUUAUGAAGAAGACUCUUCCGAGGCAGAGAUCGAUCUGUACCUGCACGCAGUCGAUACAGAUGAUGAUGAUGGCGAUUGGUUCGAAGAUAUAAUAAUUGAUAACAUGAAGGUGAAAUGCAAGCUAGAUUGCGGAGCACAGUGCAACGUAAUACCAUUAAAUGUUGCAAAGAAAAUUAGUAAACAGUUCAAGAAUUCGAAAACAAAGUACAUCGUUUCGUACAACGGAGAUAAAACUAAAGUGAAAGGCGAACUAACGGUGACAGGGUUCGUGAAUAAACGCAAAGUCGAUAUUACUUUCAAGGUAGUUGAUUUGAAAGUCGUCCCGAUUCUGGGCAAAAAAUCCUGCGUAGAAAUGGAAUUGAUAAAGCGCAUUAAUUCCAUCAACAGCCAAGAUGAUAUUUUCCAUGGACUGGGUUGUUUCAAGAAUUUCGAGUACAAGUUAGACUUUAAACCGGAGGCAACAUUCGAGAUCCGUCCAACACGAGCAAUUCCGCACAAGAUACGCGAUGAAGUGAAGGCAGAGUUAGAUAGAAUGGUCGAAAUGGGUGUGAUAAUCAAGCAAGAUGAACCUACACCCGUCGUUAGUAACAUGAUCGUCGUACGCAAAAACAACAAAAUCCGUUUGUGCAUCGAUCCGACCGACGUAAAUAGAAAUAUUCUUCGUCGGCACUACCCAUUACGCACCGUCGAGGAAAUUGCACCCAGAAUUAGAAAAGCUAAGUGGUUUACUAUCCUCGAUUGCAAAAAAGGCUUCUGGCAAGUUAAAGUAGCACCGGAAUCCCAGAAGUAUCUGACAUUCGGCAUCCCGUGGGGUCGUUACUCAUGUUUGCGUCUGCCGUUUGGUCUAGCAUCAGCACCCGAAGUCUUCCAAAACCUAAUUGCAACAUUAUUAGACGGAAUUAAUGGAACUGACGUGUCGAUGGAUGAUAUCCUGAUCUAUGCCGAAACACAGGACCAGCUGAACGAGAUCACCGAGAAGGUGCUCGAAAUAAUAUAUGUUCGAGGAAACAACGUGCCUAUUGCUGAUACCUUAAGUCGAGACGUGGACAAUCCAAUACCGGAAAACGAAGAUCAACUAGAAGUGCACGUCUGUCUCAACGUGUCCAAAGCUUGGAUGAAGGAUAUCGUGGAGAAAACUAGUGAAGAUGCCACUCUUCGGAAACUCAUUGAAACCAUUAAUGCCGGCUGGCCAAAACUUCCUGAAACGAUCGACCCAACGCUCAGACAAUAUUGGAAUUAUCGCGACGAGCUUUCUACGUACGAGGGUAUAAUUUUCAAAGGAGACCGUUUGUUGAUUCCAUAG